Messenger RNA from Entrophospora sp. SA101, 1341 nucleotides. The record is from the annotation of a GenBank genome assembly. NCBI's taxonomy places the organism in Eukaryota, Fungi, Glomeromycota, Glomeromycetes, Entrophosporales, Entrophosporaceae.
AUGGGUUUAAGUCUUCUCAAUAAACUUUCUUCUGCAGGACAUAGUUGUUGGCCUCAAAUUUGCUUCCAGGUUGAUUUUGAACACAGAGAUUUGAGUAUUUUGAAAGGGUUUGCCAACUAUGAUCAGUUUCCACCUUUACCAACUGGCGAGAAAAUUUUACCACCAACACCCAAAUUUGAUAGACUUGUCUUGGUACUAAUUGAUGCAUUAAGAAGGUAUGCAAUACUUAACAUUGCAGAUUCUGAUACAUCUUCCACAUUAAAAAAUAGUGAUAACUGGUUAGUUCAGAUGAAAAUUAAUGGAAAUAAUAAAUCUAUUUCUUUUUUUGGUGAUGACACUUGGAUAAAAUUAUUUCCAGGAAUUUUUGAUAUAACAGAUGGAACAACAUCUUUUUUUGCAACAGAUACAGUUGAAGUUGAUUUAAAUGUCACAAGAAAUAUUAAACCACAGUUAUUAUCACAAAGCUGGGAGGUUUUGAUAUUCCAUUACCUUGGAUUAGACCAUAUUGGACAUUCAAGUGGUCCACAUAGUCCUCUUAUGAGACCUAAGCAGCAUGAAAUGGAUAAAGUAAUAAAAACUAUAUUUGAAAUAAUUAAGGAUCAAGAUAGCAAAAGAUUAAACAAUAAUCCAAAUUCUAAACCCACUCUUCUUGUAUUGUGUGGAGAUCAUGGAAUGAAUGAGGCAGGAAAUCAUGGUGGAUCAUCUGCUGGUGAAAUUUCAACAGCAUUACUUUUCAUAAGUUUUGAAAAAUUAAGGCUCCUGCAAUUGAAUUCAUAUCAACUUGCAGGAAUAUUAAAAUCAACAUGGAAAUCAUUUGAUCGUAAUCCGGACAUUUCGAAUGAACCAAGUAAAGAUAUCUGUAGUGCUAUUCCUAAUAAUGAUCAAGAAAGAUUACAAUGUUUCUUUAAUUUGGGAUAUUAUUAUCACAAAAAAGCACUGUUUACUCAAGACAAAGAUCAUAUUCAAAAGGCAUUCUCCAGUUAUGAUAAAUUCAUAAAUGAAUCUAGGAGAUUUUCAGUAAUAUGGUUUGCAAUGAUUGGAAUGAACCAUUAUCAUAAUCGUCACCAUAUUUCUAAUCAAUCAGAAGCAGAAUUAUUUUCUGUGAUUGGAACUUUAGUAUUUUGUAUAACAAUGUUUGCUAGUAGUUAUAUAGAGGAGGAGCAUCAGUUUUGUUUAAAUAGUUCCGGAAAAAUGAAAUCCAAUAAUAAGUUAUUAUUGUUUUUAAUUGGACAAUUAGUACUCGUACGUUUUAUAAGAAUUUGGAAUCAAACUGGGAAUUCCAAUUCAUUAGCUUCAAUUGAUAUUAGUAAUGCGUAUACUGGAGUUGAAGAAUAUAAUUAA